Messenger RNA from Cylas formicarius (sweet potato weevil), 1362 nucleotides. Its product is annotated as opsin, ultraviolet-sensitive-like. Gene Ontology annotation, cellular component: membrane. Gene Ontology annotation, biological process: visual perception; G protein-coupled receptor signaling pathway. The transcript has 7 exons. Bases 116 to 1243 code for a protein of 375 amino acids. The record is from RefSeq and is a predicted model, not a curated record. Gene Ontology annotation, molecular function: G protein-coupled receptor activity. Lineage: Eukaryota; Metazoa; Arthropoda; Insecta; Coleoptera; Brentidae.
AAAUUUCUGAAACCGUUAUUGGAUUUGACAAUAUUCAAUAAAACUUGGAUUAAUCAAAGUACAUUCUGCCAGUUUCAAGUAGAACUCAUGAGGUGGCAAUCGGGGAUUGUUAGAAAUGAGUUUAUUCAACUGGACUGGUGUCCCAUACCAUCAGGCAAGACUUGUAGAUUCGGCUAUACCACAUAAUUUAGGAUGGAACUUAAGUCCGGAAGAUUUGGUGCACGUCCCAGACCACUGGCUGAUGUACCCCGAACCCGACAAAUCUCUGCAUUUACUUUUGGCUAUGGUAUACGUGUUUUUUUUCGUGGCGUCUGUGGUAGGCAACGGAGUUGUAUUGUGGAUAUUCUCGACUUCGAAGAGCUUGAGAACCGCUUCCAACAUGUUCGUUGUGAACCUCGCCUUUUGUGAUUUUAUGAUGAUGCUAAAGUCACCGAUAUUCCUCUACAAUUCCUUCCAUUACGGAUUCGCUGCCGGACAGUUAGGCUGUCAGAUUUUCGCUGGAAUGGGCUCUCUUUCGGGAAUUGGAGCUGGCAUGACCAAUGCAUGUAUUGCCUAUGAUAGGUACACAACUAUCACGAGACCUUUUGAUGGUAAAAUAACUCGCGGAAAGGCGAUGGUAAUGAUCCUUUUCGUGUGGGCAUAUACGAUUCCUUGGACGGUUCUACCCGUUACGGAAGUUUGGGGUCGAUUUGCACCAGAGGGCUUUCUGACUGCGUGUAGCUUCGACUACUUAACUCGAACCUUCGAUAAUCGCCUGUUUGUUGGAGCCAUAUUUACGUUUUCUUACGCUAUUCCUAUGGUCAUGAUCAUUUAUUUCUACAGUCAGAUAGUCAGCAAAGUGUUUAGCCACGAAAAGGCACUCAGGGAACAAGCGAAAAAAAUGAACGUCGAAUCGCUCAGAGCAAAUCAGCAGAAUAGCGAGUCCGCCGAACUGAGGAUAGCCAAGGCCGCCAUUACCAUUUGUUUCCUUUUCGUGUGUUCUUGGACUCCUUACGCUACUCUUGCCCUUAUAGGCUCGUUCGGGGAUCAGUCGCUGUUGACACCCGGAGUUUCCAUGAUCCCCGCCUUAAACUGCAAACUCGUGGCGUGCAUCGAUCCUUAUAUAUAUGCUAUAAGUCACCCAAAAUUCAGGUUGGAGCUGCAGAAACGGCUUCCUUGGCUGGCGAUUAGGGAGAAGGAAGUGAGCGAUACCCAGUCGAAUGUCACGGAAAACACCACCACGGCUCAAACGACCACGACGUGAGACGCUUUACCCACAUAUAUUUUGAUACUGGAUUUGAUGAUCUAAUCCUUUUUCAUUGCGAUAGAUGGACAUAGAUAUUUUUUGAAUAUACCGUUAUUUGUAAAAACUACCCAAUACAC